Molecule: messenger RNA, 568 nt
Organism: Pteronotus mesoamericanus
Lineage: Eukaryota; Metazoa; Chordata; Mammalia; Chiroptera; Mormoopidae
Product: NFU1 iron-sulfur cluster scaffold homolog, mitochondrial-like
Exons: 1
Coding region: 9-533 (174 amino acids)
Biological process (GO): iron-sulfur cluster assembly
Cellular component (GO): mitochondrion
Molecular function (GO): 4 iron, 4 sulfur cluster binding; iron ion binding
Source: RefSeq, a predicted model, not a curated record
AGACUAAGAUGGCGGCGGCGGCACGGCUGGGCUGGGGAGCUGCAGCUGGUGCUGCGGGGUUGCGCAGGCAGCAACUAUUUAGGAUUGAAGGAGUGAAAAGUGUCUUCUUUGGACCAGAUUUUAUCACUAUCACAAAGGAGAGUGAAGAGUUAGACUGGAAUUUAUUGAAGCCGGAUAUUUAUGCAACAAUCAUGGAUUUCUUUGCAUCUGGAUUACCCUUAGUUACUGAGGAAACAUCUUCAGGAGAAACAGGAUCUGAAGGUGGUGAUGAAGUUGUGGCAAUGAUUAAAGAACUGUUAGAUACUAGAAUAUGGCCAACUGUGCAGGAAGAUGGAGGAGAUGUAAUCUAUAAGGGCUUUGAAGAUGGCAUCGUACAGCUGAAACUCCAGGGUUCUUGUACUAGCUGCCCUAGUUCAAUCAUUACUCUGAAAAAUGGAAUUCAGAACAUGCUGCAGUUUUAUAUUCCAGAAGUAGAGGGCGUAGAACAGGUUAUGGAAGAUGAAUCAAAUGAAAAAGAAGCAAACUCACCUUAAAAUAAUUGGAGUUUUUGGGAGGCCCAGCAAUUGGA